GAGAUGACCAAAAGCGUUAUGUUAUUGAAACAUAAGGGGUCAAAUAUGAAAUCAAUGCAAACUUGAGGGUGAAAAAUAUGAUUUUCCCAUUUUAUAUUAUUGUUGCACCCGAAAAGAAACAGUUUUGGCACGCAUGUCAAAAUAUAUCUCCCUCCGCCGAUCGGAAAAUUCCUAUUUCCCUGAAAUCAAUCUUCAAAAAAUUCAAAUUGAUUGAUUAUUUCUUCUACUUUUCUCUUCUGUAAUGGAUUCCAAACCCCCACCCGCCGAUCCGCCACCGCAAAACUCCACAUCUCCGGCGAAAAGCAAGGAUUUCUUAACUCACCUCGAAAUCUACCUAGCCAAGCGCGACGGCGUCGACAAGCUGCUGAAAAUCUCGCGGUACGCCACCAAGAUCGUCAUCGCCUCCGCCGUCCUCGACCACUCGCCGCCGCUGACCGCCCGCCUCAAAUCCUUCGAAUCGAGCGUCGGCGUCAGCCGCAAGGCCUUCCGAUUGGGCAAAUUCAUCCAGGACGUGAACGCCCUACGCGCCGCCGCCCGCCGCCCACUCCACUCGCACCUGAAUUUCCUCCUCUCCGCCGUCGCGUACGGCGGCGAGGGGCUGUACUUUUUCCUCGAACAGUUCGUGUGGCUCGGAAAAUCCGGAUUAAUCGACAAGCGGCAUCUUCCGGCGCUGCAGAAACUGAGCGCCUGGUUCGAAUUCAUCGGCUAUUUCGGGAGCGUGAGUCUCAAAGUAAUUGAACUGCGAAAAAUCGACGAAGAGGAGCGGUGUUUGGCGUCCACCGUCGAUUUAACCCUACUGAGAGGGAUCAACGGCGGAGAUGAAAUGGAGAAAUUGAGGAAAUUGAAGGAGAAGAAGACGAUGAAGAGGCUUUCGGUGGUUCAGGAUCUGGCCGACGGAUUAAUGGCUUUUGCUGACAUCAGAGACGGCGGAGGAAGCCUUUCGUCGCCGCUGGUGUUGUCUUCGGCGGGGAUGCUGUCGGCGGUUAUCAGCACUCAUAAGAACUGGAUCUCUUGCUGAAGCUUUUUUUCCUGAGGUAUUAUUAAUUAGAGUCCUCCA
Erythranthe guttata (spotted monkey flower) is the source of this 1057-nucleotide messenger RNA. The record is from RefSeq and is a predicted model, not a curated record. Lineage: Eukaryota; Viridiplantae; Streptophyta; Magnoliopsida; Lamiales; Phrymaceae.